AUGGACGAUGAGAAUGGCACUGUCAUUGAGCUGGAUCUCACCCGGUUAAAUGAAGUCAGCGUAUUUCCUGGACAAUUGGUCGCCUACUACGGCUCAUUUGAAGGUGGUGAGCGUUUUGUGGCUGCGAAACAGUUUCAGCCCUCACCCUUGAAACUGUCACCUUUGCGAAGGCCUCCAAGUGAUGGUAAGUUUUGAAU
Messenger RNA from Cylicostephanus goldi, 197 nucleotides. NCBI's taxonomy places the organism in Eukaryota, Metazoa, Nematoda, Chromadorea, Rhabditida, Strongylidae. The record is from the annotation of a GenBank genome assembly.